Bipolaris zeicola 26-R-13 is the source of this 1059-nucleotide messenger RNA. RefSeq lists its product as uncharacterized. The transcript is spliced from 7 exons. The record is from RefSeq and is a predicted model, not a curated record. Bases 1 to 1059 code for a protein of 352 amino acids. NCBI's taxonomy places the organism in Eukaryota, Fungi, Ascomycota, Dothideomycetes, Pleosporales, Pleosporaceae.
AUGGUUAUACUCAGCUCAGAAUAUUCAUGGAUGGAUGACUAUGGCGCUAGGCAGCAGGCGCCAGAAUGUCCUCUUGAUGCCAGCACGCACACAUGCGCUGAUGGCGGUGACAUGUUGGCUGGUUUUGGUCUAUCUGCUGUUACUCAAGAAGCGAGCACUACCUCGACUAUCCAGAUAACUGAUAACCAGCAGCCCCUAUCGCUUGACUACCCUGCAUUAGUCGUUAAUCAGUGUAUCAACUUUGACUCACUUUUUACAGAUGCCAGCUUUGCCUCCCCUAACCUAAAUCUCGAUUCUACAGACAUUGGGCAAGACAUUGAGUUUCUACCCACCUUUCCAGGUUACGCUCCAGCCCAACAAAUCAUCGAUGCAGAAUCCUUCUACCGCAAUGCUGCAUCGCCACCUAUCUACCAGUAUACGGGCCUAGCUAUUGGAGAUGAAGCUACAAAUCUACUUGACGUAAAUACAGCGCUAUCAAUACAACACACUCUAGAUAUGAGUUUACGCGAAGAACUAGAGAGGUCAAUCUUACGAGACGUACCCUGCGUUCUAGAUCUUGGAGCCGGAUCAGCGACUGAGUCUAGGAGAGAUUCUAGAAUCACUAGCAAGGGUCUGCAGCUCAAUUACGAGCAAACGCUGCAGAAUGCAGAGAGACUCAACAAGCAGGACGAGAGGAUUAGAGAGCUAGAGCUAUCUCUGCAACAGCUAGAGCAGGCCCAUUCAGAGCUGCCAGAAGCUUUUAUUGAUAUCCCUAGGCAAUGGGUAGAGGUGCAGACAAAUAUCGAGCAGUACUUAAAGCGGUUUACAGACUGGGCAGAGGAGCAUAUGCAAGCUAGUGCAGGCGAUGCGGCCCAAGUGAAGGAUAGGGUGAAGGAGUUGGAGGCCGAAGUGCGGGCGUUAAGGCAACUAGGACAUGAAAGGAAAGUUGGAAUGACACGGGUUAAAACCGAUACUUCCAAGGAGCGCUAUCUUGAUCGUUCUACUUGGUACUUGCUUAAGGCAAAAAAUAGUGCAGAUGCGUAUAAUCAGAGGUUUGCAGAAGUGGUGGGUGCGCAAUGA